Ostertagia ostertagi is the source of this 1314-nucleotide messenger RNA. The record is from the annotation of a GenBank genome assembly. Lineage: Eukaryota; Metazoa; Nematoda; Chromadorea; Rhabditida; Trichostrongylidae.
AUGGAUGAGUUGGCUGCACGAUUGGAAUGUCACCGUGAUCUUCGACGAGACUGCGUCCAUAUCGAUAUGGAUGCCUAUUUUGCAGCAGUGGAAAUGCGUGACGAUCCAAGUCUUCGUACCGUACCGAUGGCCGUUGGUUCAUCGUCAAUGUUGAGCACAUCGAACUAUCUGGCUCGUCGAUUCGGCGUCAGGGCGGCUAUGCCAGGCUUUAUCGCUAAAAAGCUGUGUCCGCAGCUCAGACUUGUUCCUGGAAACUACAGCAAGUAUACGAGGAAAGCCGUAUCUCUUCGAAGCCGAUUUUUGCUGAGAGGAUGGACGAGGAUCUUUCGAUGGGGCUCACGACGAUACGGUGGUGAAUGCAUCUGUUGGCUGCCUUUGAUGACCGAAGAGGAUUGUCCCCCCUCUGCGACGGAAUCUUGCAAAAAGUGCGGCAAGGAGCGAAAAGUUUAUGAAGAUGAAGUCGAGUUCGGAAUAAGCCGCGCUGAGGUAGUGCGAGAGAUUCGCUUCCGUGUUGAGCAAGCAACAGGGCUAACGUGUAGUGCUGGUAUCGCCCCGAACUUUGCGACUGGCAAGAAAUUUGCUCAGAUAUGGAAUAAGCCCAAUGAAAAAGUCAAUAUUGACAAAGAGUGUUUCCUGCGUGUUGCUCUCGGACUACCUGGCCGCCCAUCGUCGUCAGAUCCACGUAGAAAGAGUAUUUCUACGGAGAGAACAUUUACAUCGACGUCGAAUCGUGAAGCAUUGGUGGAGAUCAUGGAAGAUGUUUGCGACAUGCUUAUUAAAGAUAUGAAACGCGCAGGAAUUGUUGGUGGUCGAUGCGUCACUCUGAAACUGAAGCUGUCAUCAUUUGAUGUACUUACACGUUCGGAGACUCCAGGGCGGCUUGUGUCGAGCCGUGAAGAGAUCCUUUCGAUAACUCGUGAAGUGCUAGACCGUGAAUUGCCAAAUGAGUUUCGUUUGCUAGGCAUACGACUCAGUCAUUUACAGUUUGAAGAUGAUCGACCUUCCGGAGCGCCGAUUUCUGUGUUGGACUUCUGGAAGCGACAGCAACUCGCAGACUCCAACUGCACCACCAGUGACCAACCGUCAUCGUCGGUAACGUCAGAACCGCCUUGCUCUUCAGAUGAAAAAGUUCCGUGUCCGAUUUGUGGAUGUCUGUUGAAGAACGACGACAGAGAAGUGAAUCGGCAUGUGGACGAGUGUCUCAACGCUGCUAUGCUUCUGGAAGAGGAUCCUCAGAUGAAAUCUGAGCCUAAGCCACCAAAGAAACGAAAAGCUACUAUUGAGAAUUUUCUUGUGAAAAGGGAGCGAAAAUAG